AUGUCCAUAAAUCUGGAAGUUGCUCUUAGCAUCUGGAGAGGGCCAAAUGUGAACUGCGUUGACAGUACUGGAUACACCCCACUGCACCAUGCUGCUUUGAAUGGUCAUAAGGAUGUGGUGGAAGUUCUGCUGAGGAAUGACGCGCUCACCAACGUAGCAGACUGUAAAGGCUGUUACCCUCUUCACCUGGCAGCUUGGAAAGGAGACGCAGACAUAGUGAAACUCCUCAUCCAUCAGGGACCUUCGCAUACUAAAGUGAAUGAGCAGAAUGCUCUUGAGAUCAAAGAACUCAAAAAGUACGGCCCCUUUGACCCAUAUAUCAAUGCCAAGGUGUGUACUUUGCUGUCAGCAUUUCACUGCAUCAUUACUCCAAGCUGCACUCGCGUGCUUCCAGGUGCAAUGUCAUCCAGUUGCAGUAAUACCUGUUCAGUUUGCAGCUGCUUGGGGAAAAGUAAAAUGUGACCUUUUAUUUACUGUGGGUUUCUUUCUUCAAAGCAGUUAUAGAAACAUAAUUUAAGGGAAGCUUUUCCUUACUUUCCU
Messenger RNA from Opisthocomus hoazin, 540 nucleotides. Lineage: Eukaryota; Metazoa; Chordata; Aves; Opisthocomiformes; Opisthocomidae. The record is from RefSeq and is a predicted model, not a curated record.